This is a messenger RNA of Cylicostephanus goldi, 518 nucleotides long. The record is from the annotation of a GenBank genome assembly. NCBI's taxonomy places the organism in Eukaryota, Metazoa, Nematoda, Chromadorea, Rhabditida, Strongylidae.
AUGGAUAUCUGCACGUCGUGGGCCACGAUCAAGCUGAAAUGCGACGCGGGGCUGAUCAUAACUGCAUCACAUAACCCGAAGGAAGAUAAUGGUUACAAGGCUUACUGGAGCAAUGGAGCACAGAUUAUCGGCCCUCACGACGCAGAAAUUAUUCGAAUUGCCGAAGCAGAACCAAAACCACGCGAUGAAUAUUGGGAUACAGAUUCGCUGUCAAGCAGUCCGCUUUUAAAAUCUGCUGAUGUGACCAUUGAUCCUUACUUCGAAGUUGAGAAAUGUCUCAUCUAUCAUAAAGAGAUCAACCAAAAAACUCCACUGAAAAUCACCUACUCAGCAUUCCAUGGUGUUGGUUUCCAUUACGCCAAACGUAUGCUUCAAGAGUUCGGCUUCCCCAUUGACCACUUUUUCUCAGUCAAGGAACAGCAAGAUCCAAAUCCUGACUUCCCAACCGUUCCAUUCCCUAAUCCAGAGGAGGGCCAUAAGGUAUGCUUUUUUCGUAUUAUAUGUACACAGCAGUAGCG